AUGGAGCUCCAGGAAAUCCAGCAAAGCCUAGCCCAAAAAGGCAACGCGGCCGAGGCGCUCAAUUCAUUGGGUUCCUUGUUACGUGAAGAAAGUUGGAGAAACAACGAUGAGGUCAAACCGUUGAUUACUGAGGCAUUGGGUCUUUUGGGUACUGACGAGAUCAUCGACUUGGAGGUGCUUCGAGUACUCGUGAAUUUCACUGCUGAUAACGAUGAAAAUAGGAGGAUAUUGGCUGGAGAGGAAGGGUUCUGGGACUGGGUAGCUGGAGCUUUGGAGAAACCAGGUUCGGUUUCCGAAAGAACGCUUAUUCUUAUGACUCAGUUUAUCCAUAACGUGAACGAGGCAGAUGCACCUGCGUUUACGGCGUUGUUGGGAGACUUUAGGGAAAGUUUGGUUGAAUUGGUUGGCCAGGAGGUUUCGGAACAAGCAGUGGAGAUCUUGUCAGAGCUUUCAGAGAAGGUUUUGUGGGAAACUUCCCAGGAAGAGGCUACACAGUUGGUAAACCAAAUGAAAGACGAGUUUGAAGAGUUUGAUGAGGAGCUACAGCUCUACUUUUCGUUGCUUUUCUUUAAACUCACGAAAAGCGAUACCCUUCAGUUUGAUCCACAUGCUACGCUUGGCUUAUUUGAUAAGGUAGCUCAAGGAGACGAUACUUCACGUAUCAAACGGUACCUCUUUGCAGGCCACGGCAACAUCUUCUCCCAGCCUUCAUAUGAUAACUGGGCCAAUGUUGAAAAGAGUAUUGAUUUUAGUGUUGGUGAAGCUGACCCCUAUGCUGCCUCAGCAGUAGCCAUAGACAUUGGUAACUGUGUCAAGAGCGAAAACGACCAAAACCGUUUAAUUGCCCUCAUUGACGAAAAAGUGGGCCUACAAACCUUCAUCACGGCCCUUCUUGGACGUCCCUUCAGUGACGUUGUCCAGUACCAGUGUAUCCAUUGUUUUACCAACAUUUUGCAGCCACACACGGCAGCUCUCAUCCUACAAAACUGGCAUCAUCUCGGUCGCAUGGUCAAGGCGGUGCUCGACAAUGCCCAGUUCUACCCUGAAAUCGCUGCACUCAUGUCCAAAUUCUCCAAGAAACUCGCCAAAAGUGUGGAGACAGGUCCUGAGCAUAAAGAGCUUUGGCGGCUCUUUGCGGAAGGCGCUGCCGAGGAAGUGCUACUUUCCCUUCUCCAGAACGAAAAAGCGCUUUCUUUGGUCGACGAUGAAAUCCUCCAGCCUGCUUUUCUCAAAGCCCUCUUUCGUGUCCCACAACAAGUCGACGUUAUGGUGCUUUUAGACCAGCUUCGGGCUCAAGCGGUGUUCUUACAUGGCACGGCACCUGAGCAGUUUUCCAGCGCGUUAACGGAAUCAUACACAGAAUUUUUCACUUCCCUCAGUGCAGCACUGCUGGACCACAAAGAUGGUCCUGGCUGGAACGUCGUGGCCAACAACGCCAAAUUCGUCGCUGCCAGUGGAGCCAAAUACUUUGAAAGCUCUCAAGAGGCCGUUGCGAUAAGCCAGGAUUUCGUCAGAACUAUCAACUCUGCUUAA
This is a messenger RNA of Candidozyma haemuli, 1533 nucleotides long. RefSeq lists its product as uncharacterized. Lineage: Eukaryota; Fungi; Ascomycota; Pichiomycetes; Serinales; Metschnikowiaceae. The transcript has a single exon. The record is from RefSeq and is a predicted model, not a curated record. The coding region runs from base 1 to 1533 and encodes 510 amino acids.